Molecule: messenger RNA, 960 nt
Organism: Phytophthora sojae
Lineage: Eukaryota; Oomycota; Peronosporomycetes; Peronosporales; Peronosporaceae
Exons: 1
Coding region: 1-960 (319 amino acids)
Biological process (GO): lipid metabolic process
Cellular component (GO): membrane
Molecular function (GO): oxidoreductase activity, acting on the CH-CH group of donors
Source: RefSeq, a predicted model, not a curated record
AUGGCGACCGCUAUCAAUACGCCGUUCACCACGUGGGAAGGCGCCGCUCUCCACGCUCAAGACGCUUGGGCGGACGCCUGGCAGCUCAAGGUCCUCCCGUACUCAACGUCCAAUGCGUUCGCUGUGGCGCUGCAGCUGCUGCUCGUGUUGGUCGCUCUCACGUGGCUCGCCAGUGUUGUGACGCGCAACUACUCGUUCACCGACCGGCUGUGGUCCAUUACGCCUCCGAUGUUCGCCUGGCACUUCGCCGUCCACGCGCACGUGGCCGAUGGCGGCGUCUGGGACCAGCGACUGCUGCUCAUGGCGCUGUUGACGACGCUCUGGGGCGUCCGACUCACGUUCAACUUCUGGCGCAAAGGUGGCUACAAGCUCAGCGAGGAGGACUACCGCUGGGCCGUGGUGCGCCAGUACAUGCACUGGACGCUGUUCGAGGUGCUGAACCUCGUGUUCAUCGCAGGAUACCAGCACGUGCUGCUCAUGCUGUUGGCGGUUCCGUCGUACGUCGUGUACUUCCACCGCCACGAAGAGCUGAACGCGGUGGACGGCGUCGCUACGGCGUUGUUCUUGUUGCCGCUGGUGCUUGAGAGCGUCGCUGACCAGCAGCAGUGGCGAUUCUAUUGCAAGAAGUACGAGCUCAUCGCACAGAAGAAGCCUCUGACGGGGGACUACAAGGCUGGAUUCAACCGCAGCGGACUCUUCCGCUACAGCCGCCACCCCAACUUCUUCGGCGAGAUGUCGCUCUGGUGGGCGUUCUACCUCUUCAGUGUGGCGGUGUCGGAGCCUCUGUUCAACCCGUCGAGCUUGGGAACGAUCCUGUUGACGCUGCUGUUUCAGGGGUCGGCUCCGUUCACGGAAUACAUCACGGCGUCCAAGUACCCGCUGUACAAGGAGUACCAGCAGCGUGUGUCCAUGCUGGUACCGUGGUUCCCGUCGGUAAAGUCUGCGGGCCACGAGGACUAA